Molecule: messenger RNA, 1306 nt
Organism: Anopheles arabiensis
Lineage: Eukaryota; Metazoa; Arthropoda; Insecta; Diptera; Culicidae
Exons: 2
Coding region: 129-986 (285 amino acids)
Source: RefSeq, a predicted model, not a curated record
CUGGAGUCUUCUUUGAUGCUCUUCGUUCCGGCGUUCGUCAGUUAUCCAAUGGCCUCAGGCUUCUGAAUUCCAAAUUUGGUUGGUUAGUAGGGGGAUCAUUGAGCAACAUUGAUUCGUCCAAUCGGUACAUGCGUAGUUGUAACUCUUUGGAGUGUGGAGAUGUGUUCAAGGAAUGUAUCGAGCAAUUUUGGAAGGUUGAGGAGAUCACUCCGAUCUCAACAAUCAGUAGUAUUUCUCAAGAACUCGACCUGGACGAACUCUUCAAAAGACACUUAACCCCUGCUGAAGAUGAUCGCUACGUGGUUCGAAUUCCUCUACGGGGGGAGUUGACUCAGCUAGGAGACUCUCUUGAACAAGCACAACGACGACUAUUUUCCCUCGAACGGAGGUUAUCCUGGCAUGAGCCUACUUACGAUGAAUACCGGAAAUUCAUGCGUGAAUAUUUGGAAAUGGGACAUAUGACGCCAGUUCAGGCGAAUGAACUACAUAUGGUACGCUGCGUGAUACCGCAUUCGUGUGUGAUCAAAACUGAUUCAACUACCACCAAAUUGCGUGUAGUAUUUGAUGCGAGUGCAAAAUCCAGCAGUGGAGUUUCACUCAACGACAUCCAAGCCAUCGGACCAGUACUGCAACCUGACCUAAUGCAUAUUUGGUUGGAUUUUCGUACACAAACGGUAGUGGCCACUGCAGACAUCGCAAAGAUGUAUCGUCAGAUAUGGGUGGCAGAACCUGAUACCUGGAUGCAAUGUAUCCUAUGGCGUAAUGAUCCACAGCAAUCAGCGCAAAUGUAUCUACUUCGCACUGUCACAUACGGUGAAGCUUCGUCCUCAUAUCUCGCCUGUAGGGCACUUCACGAGGCCGGCCAGGAAGUACGCUCUACGUACCCAAAAAUUGCCGACGUAAUUCAAAAAUCAUUCUACGUAGAUAACCUACCUAUCUUUAAGAACUACGUGAUCUUCGAACCGGCGUCGAAAGGGCACUCCUGAACAGAGGAAUGCCCUUACGAAAAUGGGCAUCCAAUGUUCCUGACGUGAUCGAUGACAUACCCGUAGAACAUCGAGAGUCUACGGCUCAGAUUGGCGAUAAGCAGGCCAUAAAAAUGUUAGGUUUGGCUUGGUGUCCCUCAGAGGAUACUUUUCAACUGAUCAUUGAUGACUCCUUCUUUGCACCAAUUAAGACCAUGAGUAAACGACAUUUGGUAUCCAGAAUUGCAAAACUAUAUGAUCCCAUCGGAAUGCUUCAGCCAGUGAUUAUCAGAGCAAAGAUCAUGAUGCAGAAUCUGUGGCGCGAUGGCAUAGAAUGGGAC